Molecule: messenger RNA, 2211 nt
Organism: Pneumocystis carinii B80
Lineage: Eukaryota; Fungi; Ascomycota; Pneumocystomycetes; Pneumocystales; Pneumocystaceae
Exons: 9
Coding region: 45-2165 (706 amino acids)
Biological process (GO): P-body assembly; deadenylation-dependent decapping of nuclear-transcribed mRNA
Cellular component (GO): P-body
Molecular function (GO): RNA binding
Source: RefSeq, a predicted model, not a curated record
AGAUAAAAAGUUCGGUACGUACAAACAUAUGAUAAGUCUAAAAAAUGGCAUUUUUUGAAUGGAAAACAAGCACAAAAGACGCGGAAUUAGAGAGGCUUUCUAUGGGAGACAUGAAUGAAGAGUUAGGAGAAGGAUUGGAAUAUGAUAAUAUGUAUGACGGAUUAGGGGAAACACUGGAAGAAACAAAGGAUGAUAUGAAUGAGGAUACGUUUGGGGUGAAUAUGGAGGAAGUUGGAAAAGAUUUUGAUUUUUCAACAAAUACACAAAAAAUGGCAAAUAUGAUAAAUGAGGAACAAGCAUUUUAUAGAGAAAAGGAUAAGAUGAUGGAGAAGAUGGGGGAUAUUAAAUUUUUAUCAGUUGGAAAGGAAAAUAGGAAAAUUUCAGAUACUGAGUAUAUUUCACGUGUUUCGAAUAAAACAGCUCAAUCGAAAGAUCCAUGUUCAGAUAUGAAAAAUUUGGAAUAUUUAAAAUUACAAACAUCGCAUUCUGAAACAUCUACAUAUACUAAUGAGUCUAAAAAAAAGCAUUUUAAGGGAUAUAUUAGUUUGAAAGAAGUGGAAGCACAAUUUUUCAAAGAUAAUAAAAGGAAUUCUAAUGAAUCAGCUCAAGAUAAUAUGUAUAAUACGGAAUUUUUAGAUAAAAUUCUUGAUACAGAAGUAAAAAAGAAUACAGGGGUUUUAGAACAAGCGAAUUCUAGAAGAGAAUUACCUAGAUAUGAUUCUCAAACUAACUCGAAAUUACAAUACUCUGAUUCAUUUAGAAAUAAAAAAUCUGAAAAAAUAAAUGAAACAAAGCUGUUCCAUCAUAAUCAGAAUACAAAUGAUAUGUCUAAAUAUGACGGACUUAUGAGCGAGUCAGACAAGAAUUUUAUUAAUCGUAUACAGCUUUCUCAACUUGUUUCGGAUGAUCCAUAUUCAGACGAUUUUUAUUAUUAUUCAUACAAUUCUUUAAAGAAUAAGGAUAAUCAACAAAAAUUGCCGAAUAAUCCUAAAACAUCAUGUUCAUCACAAGAUAAACAGCAUCUUAAUAAACAUAAUGGAAAUCCUAUAUUAAAGAUACAGCAACAAAUACAAAAUAUAGUAGCUGCAGGAAAAGUAAAACCAAAGGCAACUCAACUUAGUUUAGAAGGUGCACUGGGGAAAAUAUCUUUUAGCACUGUUAGAACUCCACGACAAAUUCUUAGCGUUAAAAAACCACCAGAUAGUUCUAAAAAAAAUAAUAUUAAGACAUGUCAUAUAAAUACUCCAAGGAAUCAUAAAUUUUAUCUUUAUUCAAUCGAAAAAGUUUAUGAUUCUUUGCUAGAAAUUGACGAGAUAUUGCGAAAACAAAAGCAGAGUAAACAGGGAAAUAGUGAGCCUAUAGACGAUGACGAACACAACAAAAAGAUUGCGUUAUUAAAGGAACAAAUCUUAGAAAGCCUUCAUAUAACGGAACCAAUUCCUAGAAAUCCUAAUGUUGUUCACCCAUUUAUAUCAAUUAUAUCAUAUAAUAAAGGGAAAAAACUAAUACCACGAAUAUUCGAAUAUAUUAGCAGUGAACAAAAGCUAACUAUUUUAACUGUGAUCACUAUAUACUUGGAUCAUCUUGAUGUUGUUGUGUACGAUUUGUAUAAUUAUUCAAACGAAUCACCCCCUGCAUAUAUAAAAGAAAAUAUCGAUACAUUCACUCAAGUAGCAUUACCAUCUUUACUUGCAUAUGUAUCUGAAACUUCCUUGCAAAUUAUAAUCGAGCUAUUAAGUAUUAUGUUGGAAAGAAUGAAUUUACAAAUGAUAGCAAUGACUAAAAUUGGUCUUUCAUUUCUUACAAUGUUUAUUAGUCGUGCAGAAAUUAUAAAACAAUCCGCACAAGCUGACGAAUCUGAUUUAAAACAAUGGAGAAAAAUCUAUGAUUUGAUGUUUUCAAAAUUAGUAGGUCGAUUUAUAUAUGUUUUUCCACCUUCUUUAUCCUUUUCCGAUGAAAUAUAUCCAUGGCAGUUUAUGGCAGCGUGCGCUAUUUCAUCUACACUUGAACAACAACACAUUCUAGUUACUGAAGUUCGGGAAAAAGUUAUGGAUAAUGUUAUAUCAAGUAAACAUCUUCCUCCAAAUAUUGCUGCAAUUAAACUAGGAAACGUUAAUCUGUUCUUACACGCACUAGGACUGGACAUCGAACAACUUAAUAUAUAAUAUAUUACUAAUUAGCUAUUUAUUAUUACAUAUAUUUCUAUAUUUA